Messenger RNA from Dovyalis caffra, 333 nucleotides. Lineage: Eukaryota; Viridiplantae; Streptophyta; Magnoliopsida; Malpighiales; Salicaceae. The record is from the annotation of a GenBank genome assembly.
AUGUCCAUCAGCGAGCAAGCUUGCAGUUACGCUGCUAUUAUUCUCUACGAUGAUAACAUCUCCAUCACUGCAGAGAAGAUUGCAACAGUGGUGAAAGCAGCCAAUGUGCAAAUUGAAUCUUACUGGCCAGGUUUAUUUGCUAAGCUUGCUGAGAAGCGCAACAUUGAGGAUCUCAUCAUGAAUGUUGGCUCUGGUGGCGGUGGUGCCGUUGCUGUUGCUGCCCCAGCUGAUGGUGCUGCAGCAGCUGCUGCUCCUGCCGCUGAGGAGAAGAAGAAGGAAGAGGUUAAGGAGGAGAGUGAGGAUGAAGACAUGGGAUUCAGCUUGUUCGAUUAG